Acanthopagrus latus (yellowfin seabream) is the source of this 6716-nucleotide messenger RNA. It is a transcript of the gene lrrfip1a, whose product is annotated as leucine rich repeat (in FLII) interacting protein 1a. Gene Ontology annotation, biological process: regulation of transcription by RNA polymerase II. Bases 511 to 5442 code for a protein of 1643 amino acids. Gene Ontology annotation, molecular function: RNA polymerase II cis-regulatory region sequence-specific DNA binding; DNA-binding transcription factor activity, RNA polymerase II-specific. The transcript has 25 exons. The record is from RefSeq and is a predicted model, not a curated record. NCBI's taxonomy places the organism in Eukaryota, Metazoa, Chordata, Actinopteri, Spariformes, Sparidae.
GAAUGCGUCUUGAAGGAGCCCAGUCUGAAGUUAGUGAGCGUCAGUGAGUGACAGGUCUGCUGCCGUGAGUCCGUCUGCUGGCGGAGUUUAACCGCCGCUAGCUGAACACAAAACACAUACUAAUCACGAUCCUCUCGGCUUAACUCACGUUAAAUCUUUAAAUAUCGUGUGUUUGUUUCAUUUAAACGCACAGACUUGACGCUGUAGUAGUGAGUCAACGGCCCCGGACAGUGAACGCAUCCGGAGCGCACGUGGGGGCAGGAGCCGACAACCACCAACGGUUCCGUCGCGAGCGUCGUUAGAGACAGACAGGAAGGAGAAGGAGGCAUGGUGACAGCGGAGCGGAGACAAUGAACCCCGGCUUCAUUUCAUCCCCCCCGUCUUUCACUUUAAACACCUCACCGACACAUGAGAGUCGCUAGCUAGCUGCCGAACCGCUCCGUCUGGAUUAUUUACUGUGCGAGCUGCCGCCGGACCGCAAGUGACUUUUAUCUGCAGUUAAGAGGGAACAUGGGGACUCAGGGCACCGGACGGAAAAGGUCCACCAAGAAGGAGAGGUCGACGGCGGAGGACGAUGCCCUCAACCUCAUAGCGAGAGAGGCUGAGGCCAGGCUGGCAGCCAAGAGAGCAGCCAGGGCAGAGGCCAGAGAGAUCCGCAUGAAGGAGCUGGAGAGACAACAGAAAGAGAUCUUUCAGGUGCAGAAGAAAUAUUAUGGCUUGGACACCAAAGUAGACGACCGAUCAGACAGCAAAUGGGGAGAUAUUGAACAAUGGAUGGAGGACAGUGAGAGAUACUCACGUUCUACACGGAUACAAACGCUCUCAGACGACGAUGAGCGGAUGUCAGUGGGAAGCCGGGGCAGUGUCAGGUCGGAUCUCGAUGCAGUCGGGGCUUACGGUGGAGGGGGCUCCUCCUCUUCUCUGUCACUUAAGAAGUCAAAGAAAAAGAAGAAACAUAAGCACAAAGACAAAGAUAGGAACGGCUACGAUGAUGAUUACAGUGUGAUAUCCAGCAGGAGCUCCAGAAUCAGUGAUGAAAGCCGAGCGUCUCGCUCCUCCAGACUAGACCUGACGAGCUCCAGAUUAAGUGAUGACAGCCGGCUGUCUCGUGCCUCCAGAUCAGACCUGCAGCCGGCCUCUUAUGCUUCCUCUGACCUGUACAACCUCAACGGCCUGUCCUCCUCCAGAAACACUGGUUCAGCUUUCAAUGGUUACCAGUUCUACGGGUCACUCAGUCAGAUCACCAAGCAGAUCUAUCGUAGGAGCUCCUUAUAUGAAGACAGUCUCCACAGUGCGUCACGGCGAGUCGUUAGUUCGACUUCUCAACCUUUAGACUACACUAGCUAUCGCAGCUCCGGUUCCAGAGUCUCCUCCAGGGCCAGUUCGGCCCGCGCCAGCCCAGUGGACAACUGCGGCUCAGUUGCCAGUUUUUUGAGGAGUGCGGCCAGCAGCAGUGGUCUCCCGCGGGACCUGGACGAUGUUACUAUUCCUGACUUUUCUGAUGUGGAGGACAGAGAUUAUCUUGAGAAGGGGUCUCGAGCAGCUUCGGCCUUAACAGCAGGAACCCUCACGUCUUUAGGCGGGUCAUCCUCGCGGAGAGGAAGCGGAGAGACGGCUAUAACUGUAGAUGCAGAAACGUCUAUACGAGAAAUCAAGGAAAUUCACGAACUGAAGGAUCAGAUUCAAGAUGUGGAACUCAAGUACACCCAGAACCUAAAAGAAGCCAAGGAUGCAUUAGCAGAAGUGGAGGAGAAAUAUCGUAAGGCCAUGGUGUCCAACGCCCAGCUGGACAAUGAGAAGAACAACCUGAUGUACCAGGUGGACACACUCAAGGACUCACUCAUGGAGCUGGAGGAGCUGCUGUCUGAGUCUCAGCGGGGAUACGAGGAGAAAGUCAAGGAAUUCGAAAGAGAGAAACAUGCCCAUAGUGUGCUUCAGUUCCAGUUCAACGAAAUGAAAGAGACGCUAAAACAAAGUGAAGAGCUGCUAAAUGAGAUCCGUCAGCUACGUUUGAAACAGGACGGUUUUAUUAGAGAAAUAUCUGACCUGCAGGAGACGGUGGAGUGGAAGGAUAAAAAAAUUGCGGCCUUAGAGCGACAGAAAGAAUACACAGAUGCGAUCCGAAUUGAGCGAGAUGAGCUCAGAGAAGAGGUGGUGACGCUCAAAGAUAUUCUGAAGAAACAUGGAAUAGUACUGGGACCUGAUCUAAACAUCAAUGGAGACAUUGGCGUGGCAGAAGUUGAUGGGUCCCCCAGUGCAGACGCUGCUUCGCAACCGGCUCCAGAUUCACAGACAACCCCGACGGAGGGGAACAGCAUGCUCGGCAACACAGAGGAAACUCAGUUGAGAAGUAGCGGAGAGGAAGAGGUGGAUCCAGAGCAACAUCAAGAAAUGUUUGAGGAAGCCAAAGAGAAUCUCUUGAGCUCUGAUACAAUCUGUGAUGUUGAUGGUGUGCCCGCACUGGAAACCCCUGAUGAACAAGAGCCAACAGAAGAACAACAGGAGAACACACAAGAAGACAGUGUUGAUGAAAGUGGUCUCAGCAAGGACUUAAACGUGGACAUUAAGGACAGUUCAGUCCAAGAAGCCACAGAUUUAAUUGUUUGCAGUGCUGGGCUUCAAGCGAUAACAAGUUCUGAGGAAAACGCUCCAGAAACAGAAACUCCUGAGGGGGGAGAUUUAGAGGAGACAGAAACCAGAAGCAGCAGUGUUGACACUCACAGUGAUGACAUGAAAGAGUCACAUAACAUUUUAGAAGAGCAAGAAAACAAAAAGGAAGUUGUUGAGGAAAGUCAUCUGAGAAAUGCAGAAUCAUGCCAUCAGCAAAAAGUCAUGCAAGAUGUUAAGACAGAACCUGUUGAGUCAAUCCCAGCUGUGUCAAACACAGAACCAGAGCCUGAGAAUGCUGAAGAGGCAGAGAACGAUGAGGCGGAGGAAAUAUCAAGUAAAUCUCAGCCUCAGGGUGCUGCUGCUUCAGGGAAAAAGAAAAGAAAGAAGAGGAGAGGCAAAAAGAAAGGAGGAGCAAAUGAGGACAAGAACCAGCAAAAAGAUGAAACAGAGGUCAAAACAGAAAAAGUCAAAACAGAAAAAGACACUGAAGCCGCUACAAGAGACAAUGGGCAAACAACAGAACCUGCAAAACCCGAUGUUGAUGGUUCUGUAAAUGAAACCCUUGAGGAGUCAAAGGUGAAUCAAGUAAAAAAUGAGCAGGACAGGCAAGAAAUUCAGGAGGUAGAUGGAGUAGAAGCAGUGAAACCCACUGAAACCUUUUCUCACAGUGAAACUCUCAAAGAAUCAACAUCUGAUCAUGUUACAGAUGAGCACGACACGGAACAAACUUCAGGCAGUGUAGAAGUCGAACCUGUGACAACUACUGAAAGCUUUUCUCACAUUGAAAUAAGAGUGGAUCAUGUUACAGAUGAGCCAGACGAGGAAAUAAGUUUGGAAACAGAAGCAGUAGAGGCUGUUGCGCCCAGUGAAACCUUUUCUUGCAUUGAAACACUUGAGGAAUCCAAAACGGAUCUUAAAACAGAUGUGCAAGACGAUGAACAAACUUCAGAAGCUGAAACAGUAGAACCACUAGAGGCAGUGAAAACCAAGGAAGUCUUCUCUGACCUUGACACUCUUAAGGAAUCCAGAACAGAUCCUCAAAAAGAUGAGCACGCUGAGGAGCAAAACUUGAAAACAGCGGAAGUAGAAGUGGAAUCUAAAACAAGUUUGGUUUCAGAGGCAAACCCCUGUAGUCACGAUCUUAUUGGCACCUCCAGCGGUGCAGAGAAUUCUCCAAUGGACGCCGACACCUCAACUGAUGGGGAUGUCGUCCACACUGACUCCGAAAUCGUUGACAGUGCAGAGAAUGAAGUUGGGUCUACUGAUGAGAUGAAAUCUGAAUGCACAGUUGGUGGAGAGGGAAACACGGACGCUGAAUCACAUGUUCCAAGCAAUGAUGAUGUUGCUAAUGAUGAAUCUGACUCUGCAAACAAUUCAGAGAGUAAAGAUAACUCGUCUGUGUCUCUCCCUUCUAUCGAUGGCAUCACUGGUGGUCUCAAGAGAUUGUCUGGCUGGAUAUCUGCAGCCAUGAACUUGGACAACAGCAGCACUUCCAACGAGGUUUCUGAUAAAGAUCCCGAGGAGGCAACUGAGACAACCAAGGAUGAUGAGGAGGCAGAAGCAGAGACUGAACAAGAAUCAGUUCCUCUCAGUCAUGACGAGCUUGACAGAGACUUGAUGGACUCUGAAGGCUUAGCUGAGCCCAACAGCUCCUCACGUAAAGAAAAAAGUCGUGAGAGUGAAUCACUAAUGGAAAACACUGAUGGAGAGUGUGCUCUCGAGCAAGACCACUGCGCUGAAGAAUCAGCUGCGGCAGAAGAUUCAGAACAUCAAAACAGUCAAAAUGAUAAGAGUGAAACACUUCUUGAGCUUCAUGAACCCAGAAAAGACAAAUCUGAGGAUAAUGGUUCUUCUCUACCCAUCCUGCAGGACAGUGAUGAAGAGAAGCCCAACAGCUCCUCAUGUAAAGAAAAACGUAGCAACAGUGAAUCACCAACAGAAAACACUGAUGCAUUCGAGACUGAAAAGAGUCCAGAGACUGUAGCGCAGGCCGAGCAACUGGAUGAUGCAGAAAGCCAGACAUUACAGCGUGAUGAUCAGAGUGAGGAACCAAAAACUGAAGUGUCUUCAGAGACAGAAGAGAUCAAGGACCACUGUGCUGAAGAAUCAGCUGUGGCAGACAGUCCAGAACGUCAAAACAGUCAAAGUGAUCAGAGCGAGACACUUCUGGAGCUGCAUGAACCCAGUAAAGAGUCUGAGGAUAAUGGUUCUUCUCAACCCAUCCUGCAGGACAGUGAUGAAGAGGAUGGUGAAGACGAGGAAGGGCAGUCUUUUGAUUUUGAUGACAUGGAUAUUGAGAUGGCUAUAGCAACAGAUCCCCCUAAAAGUCCAAAACAGGGAGAUAUUGAGGAAGGGGUUGAAGUCAUGUCAGAGAGUUCAGGGCUGUGCCAAAGUAAAACUGGGUCAAAUGAAAAUACACAAGAUGAGCCAGUUGCAAACGAUGACAAGAAGUGUACAGUUGAUGGGGGUAACCAGGAUGAUACACUAGAUAAAGAGACAGAUGCUGUGCCUGAUGAGGAAGCCACGUCUGAAAAGGGGGAAAAUGUACGUGGAGAGCAGAAAAGCACGCCUGAGGAAGAAGUAGUUGUAGCAGAUGAGCCUGUAAUAGAGGUAGGAAAGGUUGUAGAGUUGGGUGAUGGUGCGGAGAACACUGACCAGGCAACGUCUUUUCCUGUGGAGGAAGGAUUAGAUGCCAUUACUCAGGAGUUACAGAGUGAAGAUUUGGCUUUACCAAAGAGUGCAGAUAAAGAACAAUCACAGACGAGGAAAGAAUCAAAAAAGAACGGCAAGAAAGGCAAAGGCAAGGGCAAAGAGGAGUGUAAGAUGUCUUAGCUUAUAGAAGGUAGAUAAUAUAGAUAAAAAUCACUAGAUCUGCCCUUUAGCAUUUGCUUAGCUGUUUACGAGGGGUGUCACAAGUCUCCAAAUCACAGACUUGAUUUGAUUUUCAAUUCUAAGGCCAAGAUCGACUCAGUGGCUAAACAUUUGCUGAAACGCUGCUGGCUGCGCCAUUGUUACACUUUCACAUGUGGAUCUGUAAAGAUCAUUUACACAAUCUUCUUAAGAUGAAAUUAUCCUGUUGGCUUUUAGAACAGGGUUGGACACGUUCAAAUGAUAAAGAUUCCAAAUACCACCCUUCAGUGAUUCAACAAAAAGCAACAAAACAAAGUUCGGUUUCUCAGAUUUCACCUAAGUAAACCCAAGAAAAUCAAUAGGGAAUCUCUGAAAAAGAAAACGAACCCAACAUCUCCAACGCUGUCAGACUUGGCGAUGGUAAAAGUUGGUUGAUUGUCUGAAAGUGCAGCUGUGAGCUGUUGGUAAGCUAGCUUUGCCCUUGUUUGUUUGUUUGCAUGCAAGUAGCCACAUAUAGAAAGAAAAAACGAACUGAUCAAUCACUGAUCAUUCUGUCUGAUAAUCGAAAUUGAAAGAAUCAAAGAGAUGACACCCCUCAUGUUUACAAAGCGGUAGAACAAGUAUGUGCAGACCUUUACAGCACCUUGAAUCUUUUCCAAUGAAUAUUGUUGUACGUAUGUGUAUUUUUCUAAUUAAUCCAUAUAAACAAUCCACGUCCAGUUGGCACUGAGGUCACGUGUGCGGAAAAAAAUAAUUUGUGGAGAGAUGAGAAUGUAAACUGGUAACAGUGGAUUUUUACUGUUGGAAAAUACUGCACUUGCUAUAUUUUGUUAUUGAUGCACAUUAAUUACGCUGCUUGUGAUGUCUCAUGGAUGAUAUCGCUCUGAUAUCAUACAAGAUGUUUUCUUGUUACAAGUAAAUGAACUUAUUCAUGUAUGAAUUUCAUGUGUGUAGACUAAAAAAAGAGAAAUGUUAUUUGCUAAUUCUCAUUAAGAAUCAAGCGAGUUAGCUUUGAUAUGUUCCGGCUGUAACGUUGACGGUUAAAAUGAAAAUUUGUGUGAAGACCCUGUUUCGGUUCUCAGGGACGAAUACGACUUUUGAUGGACUUAAAACAAAGACAUUUCGAUCCACAAGGAGACUGAAUUCUAAAGCACAGAACAUGAUAAAUGUAUGUUUGCAUUUUGUGGCACUUGAUGGCGAUGAUGAAUGUGGAGCUUCCACACUGAAAUGCAAAUAAAUGCCCUUUAAAAUGUUGA